AUGUCACACUCCGAAUCCGUAUCGCCGCUACGUUCCCAUGCAACAAUAGGGCCUCAUUCUCAGUCAUUACGAUCUCCUAUGCGUCCACCAUUGGGUCACGCUCAUACUUACAGUGUCAGAGAGCGAUCUAUCAGUGAGGUACUCCACAAUGAACCAGAUUCCUAUGCUCGACUUCUACAAAUGAAUCAGUGCUAUGAAGCUAUGCCAACCUCGAGUAAAAUGGUUAUAUUCGAUACCGAACUGGUGUUAUGGAAAGCUUUUAAUGGACUUGUCUAUCAAAACACUCGGCAUGUCCUGUUAUCAAAUGGCGAACUUGGUGGAUUAAUUACCGGCAUUCUUUCAGUCACAGAUUUUAUACGGGUUGUACUCAGGUUGCGCAGAGAACAAGAACAGACAGAUGCACUGGUGGAAGGUAAACAAGAUCUCGGAAAGCUGUCUAUAAAGGCGUAUAGAGAACUUGUGCAAAAAGAAGGAAAGCUUAAGGAGUUAGUGUACAUUAAUGCUAAUAACAGUUUGUUGGAGGCUGCUAGAUUACUCGCUCAGCAUCACAUACAUCGUCUACCAGUUCUCGAUCCGGAAUCUGGUAGUCCUCUGUUCAUCCUUACUCACAAACGACUACUCAAGUUCCUUUGGUGCUUUGGGCAACAGUUUUCUCAACCUGAUUACCACAUUCGCACUGCCAAGGAUUUGAAUGUUGGCUCCUGGGUCGGAAUCCGAGUGGUCUUCCCAGACACUCCUUUGACAGAUUGCCUUGACAUUCUCCUGAACAAAGGUGUUUCGGGUGUACCAGUUGUUCAGCGAGACACUUUCAAGGUCGUCGAUAUGUAUUCGCGAUUCGACGCAGUGGGAAUCGCUUUAGAAGAAAGUGCCGACAUCAUGGAUGUUAGCGUUGAACAGGCGCUCAAGUUCAAGAACUUGGGCAGGAAUGGUAAAGAUCGGGUAGUGUCAGUAAGGGAUACGGAUACGCUAUGGAAAGCUAUUACUAUUCUCGUAGAGCGGAAUGUCCAUCGUUUAUGUGCAGUCAACGAAACAGGCGCUAUAGAGGGAAUCAUUUCGCUUUCCGAUGUGAUCAAUCACAUGGUUGUCAAGCCAGGUGCGAAGUUGAAACCUAUUCGAGCUCCAAUCCGACACUACACGACUCAUCCCUACGAAUUCACCGAUGUGCCUGGAAUGGGUGAAUUCACUCCCAGAGGCAAAGUUUCAUGCAUUUGGAAGCAUUCGUAUAUAAAUGCGAUACCAAAGAACCAGCCACAUGAUGUUGUAAGUAAUUAUAGGCCGAUUAGUAUCACUUCUAUCACUGCUAGGUUGCUCGAGAAAUUGUUGGGAAACACAAAAUUGGAGCACUUGGACCAGCAUGGUGUCAUCAGCUCAAAUCAGCAUGGCUUUGUCAAACAUAAGUCAAGGAUAGCUCAGCUACUCGAAGCUCUCACUGAUUGUACCUUAGGGAUUGAUCGAAAGAAAGAAGUUCACAUUAUCUACUUUGACAUCAUGAAGGCAUUCGAAAGUGUGCCCUAUGACAAACUCUUCACCAAGCUAGAAAGUGUAGAGGUUAAGGGUCUGCUUUAG
Molecule: messenger RNA, 1566 nt
Organism: Haemonchus placei
Lineage: Eukaryota; Metazoa; Nematoda; Chromadorea; Rhabditida; Trichostrongylidae
Source: the annotation of a GenBank genome assembly